Molecule: messenger RNA, 1682 nt
Organism: Rhodamnia argentea
Lineage: Eukaryota; Viridiplantae; Streptophyta; Magnoliopsida; Myrtales; Myrtaceae
Product: nuclear transcription factor Y subunit A-10-like
Exons: 6
Coding region: 267-1247 (326 amino acids)
Biological process (GO): regulation of transcription by RNA polymerase II
Molecular function (GO): DNA-binding transcription factor activity, RNA polymerase II-specific; RNA polymerase II cis-regulatory region sequence-specific DNA binding
Source: RefSeq, a predicted model, not a curated record
UUGGCAUUAACUUUGGACGCAUUUAUCAAGCCUUCUCUCUCCCACUCUCCGUCCCUUCUUCUCCUUCUUCUUCUUCUUCUCUCUCUCUCUCUCUCUGUCUCCUUCCCUCUCUCUGUUCUUGCUUGAAAUAGUACCGACAUGGCUCCGAGGAAAUGGGGUUUCUCUGCUUGAAAGCUGCUGCUUCACCCCCGUUUUUGACUCUCUUGCUAUAUGUGCGCUAUAGCUUGAAGAAAUUGUAUUUUGUAUCAACUUGAGGGGGUGUCUUUAUGGCUAUGCAAGCACUAUAUCUCAAGGAACAUGAGGGAAUGCUCCAUAAUCCCGCAGCGCAGUUGUCCUCGGUUCCGUCGGCCACGCCUUGGUGGGCCGCUUUUGGGACGCAGUCAUUUCACGGGGAUUCUUUGGGCCAGUCGGACUCUUCACCUGUCGAAAACCCUAGAUGCGGUGACCACCUUGCGCCCGCCAAACAAGCCGGUCCAGGUACGGAGCAAGGUGCGGAUAAGGGAAGCCUGACCCAGUUCACCAUCUUUACAGGUGACCGCAAAAAUUCUGUAGAUACCCAGAAGUCUCAACUAGCUAUCUCCCCUCUACCAGAAUACUGUGCUCGGGUAGAUCUAGGGUAUGGUCAGCAGAUGAUAUGUGCCAAAUAUCCAUAUGGAGAGCAGUGUUUUGGCGUAUUCUCACCUUAUGGGUCGCAAAUAUCGGGCCGGAUGAUGCUUCCUCUGAACUUGUCAGCAGAUGAUGGGCCCAUAUUUGUAAAUGCCAAACAGUACCACGCAAUCAUUAGACGCCGCAAGUUUCGUGCAAAAGCUGUGCUCGAGAAUAAAGUAACAAGAGUCCGGAAGCCGUACAUGCAUGAAUCACGUCAUCGUCAUGCUAUGCGCCGACCUAGGGGUUGCGGUGGCCGUUUCUUGAACGUGAGAAGCUUGGGCAAUGGAAAGGGAGGAGCUGAAGCAAAGAAAGACAGCAGCGGGCAAUUUCCCCAGCCAACUGGUUCUCAGAGUUCUGAGGUCUCACAAUCUGAGAGCGGCACGCUGAGCUUGCCAAAAGAAGCUAAUGGCAGUGCCGGGAAUCUCUCUGGGUCAGAAGUCACUAGCAUGUACUCGAGGGAAGAACUUGAUCGUUUUCCGAUCAAUCACCUCCCACCAUCCGUCUACUCUUUCACCGGCAUGAACGAUACCUCGCAUAGUAUUGUCAUGCCCAGCAAAUGGGUCGCGGCGGUGGACAACCGCCGCAACCUCAAUGUCUGAAAGCGAGGGAAGCGGGGUCCAUGCCCGGCCUCGCUUCCCUUUGCAACCAAGUGGAGAAGUCCCGCUGCAGUUCCCGAUAUGGUUAUUGCAAUUGGGUCUUCGGCUCAAAGGAUUGUCCAGCCGCUAUUUGGUUGCUAUGCGAUAGGCAAAUCAUUCUUGGCUCAUAUGCAUUAAGUUAGUCCCUAGUCACUCUGGUGUACCGGUUGGCUAAAGGUGGCUAAUCUUUAAUGCACCUGUAAAAGAACGUGACUAAGAACCUAGAAUAACAUGGGUUUGUUGACUGUUCCAUGCCCAUGGAACCACGAAGACAGUGGGAAGACUAGUUUGUGUUUGCUGAUGUCCUGUUAAUACUUAAAGCUUGUUGGUGUCGAACUCCUUGGUGCUUACCGUGUGGAUUUUGAACUAUUUGAAGUGAUGUAUUGUAAUUUUUGGAGU